Prunus mume (Japanese apricot) is the source of this 438-nucleotide messenger RNA. Lineage: Eukaryota; Viridiplantae; Streptophyta; Magnoliopsida; Rosales; Rosaceae. The record is from RefSeq and is a predicted model, not a curated record.
AUGGCUGACCCGAUCGCUGAAGACUUUGAUCCGCCACAGAAACCCAAGAGAAACAAAUUCGCCAUUGCCUGCUCCCUUUUGGCUUGCACGCCAUCAAUUUUACUGGGCUACGAUAUUGGUGUGCUACUGCAAGGCAGAACCUCCGAUUGGAUCGGGCGCCGGUACACCGCCGUCCUCUCCGGAGCCAUCUUCUUUGUCGGAGCUAUCCUCAUGGGCGUAGCCCCGGGCUACGCCUUCCUUACGUUCGGCCGGUUCGUUGCUGGAAUAGGUGUUGGCUACGGUCUCAUGAUCUCUCCGGUCUACACCGCCGAGAUCGCUCCGACUUUGUCCCGUGGCUUCCUCACAUCUUUCCCUGAGGUGAAGAUUCAAUCGAUGAAAUUAGGGUUACAAACUUAUAAGUUGAGCAUGUGCUUGGUGGCAUUUGUAGCCAAACCAUGA